Messenger RNA from Salarias fasciatus (jewelled blenny), 2110 nucleotides. RefSeq names its product reticulon-4-interacting protein 1 homolog, mitochondrial-like. Lineage: Eukaryota; Metazoa; Chordata; Actinopteri; Blenniiformes; Blenniidae. Gene Ontology annotation, cellular component: mitochondrion. The transcript has 9 exons. The record is from RefSeq and is a predicted model, not a curated record. Gene Ontology annotation, molecular function: oxidoreductase activity; zinc ion binding. Bases 297 to 1586 code for a protein of 429 amino acids.
UCAGCGUGUUUGGUAACUCGAAUGCUGUUGUGCUACAAGUUAAAAACAGCUACAUCUUCUGUUGUUUUUGUCGCAGCGGCUCCCUUUUCAGUCCACAGUACAGCGGAUUUAGUGUACAAACGAGUUCUUUCUUUAAGCGCUUUUGCACGUGCAUGUUUCGAAGCGGUUUCCGCCUGGACGUGCUAAUGUUAGCCGUGUAGCUUGUGCAGCUGCUGGUUAGCUCGGUGCUGUAAAUGUCAAAUUGUAAAGAAAACUGACCCCGUCCAGUGGAUUCCGCCAACUGACAGACACCUCGGAUGUCUUCUGGAGGAAUUAUGGCGUCGACCAGGCUUCUGCGGUUAUUUUACGUGAAAGUGGCUGCAGGCUCGAGCAGGACAUUAUUAGCCAGAGCAGGCUGCAGGAGGAACUUCAGCUCUUCACCUUCAAGACAGCAGAGCUGCAUGUCAGCCUGGGUCAUUGAUCAGUAUGGCACUAAUGGAGUUUUGAGAUACACAGAGGAAAUCAGCAUGCCCACUAUUAAUUCCCCCAGUGACAUCUUGAUUAAAGUUAAUGCUGCCAGCCUGAACCCUCUUGAUGUAUCUAUGAGGGGUGGCUAUGGAGCGAAGCUGAUGAGGUUACGGAGAAACCCCUUCACCGUGACAGACAGUGAGAGUGAAUUUCCUCUCAUCCUGGGCCGGGAUGUGUCUGGGGUGGUGGUUGACUGUGGGUCAGAGGUCACUUACUUUAAUCCAGGGGAUGAGGUGUGGGCUGCAGUUCCCCCAUGGAAACAAGGCAGUCUGGCAGAAUUUGUGACUUUAACAGAGUACGAGGUCUCCCUCAAACCAAAGUCACUGAGCCACAUAGAAGCAGCAUCCAUCCCUUAUGUAGCCAGCACUGCUCUGUCGGCACUUGGUAAUGCAGGUGGUCUCUGCAGAGACAGCUCUUCAAAUAAAAGAGUUUUGAUCACUGGCGGAUCUGGAGGCGUUGGAACAUUCGCUAUUCAGCUGCUAAAGGCUUGGGGCGCCCACGUAACUGUGACCUGCUCUCAGAACGCCGAGGGCCUCGUCAGAGGGCUGGGGGCCGACGAAGUGGUGGACUACACGGCGGAGGACGCCGCCGAGCAGCUGGAGACGAUGGAGAAGUUUGAUGUUGUGCUGGACAACGUGGGCGGCGAGUCUGAGGAGAGUGUGAUGGGCCUGCUGAAAACCUGGUCGGGGGCGAAGUACGUCACACUGGUCUCACCGUUGCUGCUCAGCACCGACUCCAUGGGCCUUUUAGACGGGGCCGUCCACGCCGGCUUCACCCUCCACAGCAAGGCCGUCCAGAACAUCCUGUCCGGCGGGAUCUUCUACAGGUGGGGGUUUUACGCUCCGGACGGUCCUGCCCUGGACGAGGUCAGCAGGCUGGUGGACGCGGGGAAGAUCCUGCCGGUUGUGGAGGCACAGUUUCCGUUCACCCAGGUGCCGCAGGCCUUUCAGAAGCUGGAGCAGGGCCACGCCCGAGGGAAGACGGUAGUCCAGGUGUCCGAGGAGGAGGAGGACGACGACGGCCAGACCGAGGCUGCAGACUCGGAGCAGGAGGCGCAAGAAACAACCAAAGAAAACUGAAGAGGGGCCAAAGCAGGUGUCAAGAGCGUCACUCCUGAUCCCCCUCACCUCCUCGAGGCGACAUCUAGCUGUGGCGGACUCUGUAAUCCACAGAGAGAAGGUUCUGCUGGUGCAGCACGACCUGUGCUUGUAAAGGGAGCUAAAGGUUUCUGGGUCCGGAGUUUUUAUAUGUCUGAUUUAUGCUGCUUUCAAAUCAAGCUGAAGUUACUGUAAAUACCAACGUCUGGAUAAUAAAUACCUUUCGGGUCAGCUUCCAGCUGGUAAUGAGAUCCAGGUUUGUGGAUAACCUUGAGGUUGGAACAGACAUUGGUGCCUGCAUGCUUUGUUUCUUUUGCGUACUUAAGCCAUUGGUCGACUCCCAUCACCUUGUAUCUUAUUUUAUGCGGGUGCCAGUUGUGAGUACAAAUUAGCCAUCUGUACAGUGUGUUUCAGAAGUUUAUUGACAAAAAUAGUGUUACGGUUCUGAAAGCAAAACACUUUGUGUUGUAUACUUUGGAAUAAGAAAAAUAAAAGCCACAAGAGAU